UUAGUUCGCACGAGGAGUGCCGUCGAAGUAGUUACGUUUAAAAUAUUUCAAAUUUUCCAUCUAAAAGUUAUUUAAAAUACAACGUGAAUACUGAACGAUGGAUCCGAGUGAAGUAGAAUUUCUCGGUGAAAAGGAGUUGGUCACCAUUGUACCCAAUUUUACUUUCGAUAUGAUAUAUUUGAUCUCGGGAACGGUAGGGCCUUUCCGUGCAGGUUUACCUGUCAAAGUUCCAAUUUGGUUAGCAGUGAAUCUGAAACAACAACAGAAAUGUCGAAUUAUUGCUCAAGACUGGAUGAAUGUUGAUAUUUUGAAUGAAGUUAAAGAAGAUGAAAAAUUAUCAAGAUUAUUCACGAAAAUGCCGAGUAAUCACUACAUGGACGAAGCGCAACUUUUAUUAAGUGUUGCGAGUGAUGAUAUACCUGAUGCAGAUGGAAUAAGGACAGCAAUAAAGGAUAUAUGGGAUAUAAGAAUGUCUAAGCUUCGUACAUCAAUGGAUGCAUUGUUAAAACAUGAAGGUUUGCAUGGAAAAUUAGACCAUUUAACUCCCAUGGAAAUCAAUAGCGUGCGUCCACUGUUGCCACAUACCUUAGAUCAAAUGUUGAGAAUUCAGAGUGUUGCAGGUGUGGCACAGUCUCAGAUUGCAGCGGAAUCACAAUGAAGCUAACACUUAUAGGUACACUUUUGUCUUUAGAGAUACUUACUUUAAGAAAUAUAUUUUUUAAGUCUAUAAAUGCAUAAGCAUUUUAUGAAAUAUUUUUAUUGUGAUAUUGGUAUGGAUAGUAAAAUUACACUCCUCUACAAUAUACAAAUGCAAUAUAA
Molecule: messenger RNA, 819 nt
Organism: Osmia bicornis bicornis
Lineage: Eukaryota; Metazoa; Arthropoda; Insecta; Hymenoptera; Megachilidae
Gene: Psf2
Product: probable DNA replication complex GINS protein PSF2
Exons: 4
Coding region: 98-658 (186 amino acids)
Biological process (GO): double-strand break repair via break-induced replication; DNA replication
Cellular component (GO): GINS complex; nucleus
Source: RefSeq, a predicted model, not a curated record